UAUAACAAUGUACAAUACAACAAAGGAAGCCCACAAAAACCAUUGGUUAUGACUCCAUAUAAUAACCCAUAUUCAAGAAAUUACUGGAAUUACAACAAUUAYGGAACACAAGCUGCYGCAAAGCGAGACUCCGGCUUACGUUAUAAGUGGCAGAAUCCCCCAGCUAACGACCUAAUGGCAGCGCCUGGGUUGCCAAGGGGAUGGUAUAUUCCUGCACAGACAAAGACACAGGUGCAGUAUGCGUAUCCUACUCAUCACUAUAGAGACUGGUCAAAUAAGGGUAAACUUGCCAGUCAAAACGUCAUUUCCGCUUCACGGAGACGAAUUGAAAAUGCUCAACUAGUUUAUAUGAAAAAUACAAGGUUUGCAACGCCGUCGCCUGGUAACCAUCUCCCUGGAAACACUGACAUCAUUCGAAGAAAAACUAUCAAUGGUCUCCCUGCAAAYAUGAAAAUGUUUCCAAAGAAAUACAUWAACAAAGCUCCGUUUCUUGGAGGUGUCUCGCCGCACUAUCCUGUCCAAUUAGGAAACAAAAGGCCUCCAAUAGUGAAUAAUUUGGGGAGUCAAAGAUUAGGUAACAUGAAAGUGCAAAAUGUUGCAUCUUCUKCUCMGAAUAAUGCCAAUCAAMUGACUGCAAAUACGCCUGUCUUGCGUAAUAAUCCUAGYRCAUUAUCUAAAAGCGAAGAGAUGGUGCAAUCUUUAAGGAAAGGUGGAUUGCUUAUUUUAGGUGGAAACGAGGCUGGAAGGAACGUUCAGAAAUUACUACUUGGGGAAAAUGCCCCCCCAAAAAAUAACAUCAAAAAGCAACAACCUGCUAGUGUUCCAAUGCCUUCUCGGAAAGUUAUAGAUAAUGAUACCACAGGCAAGAAACGAGCUCAUGUAUUUAAAUCAAAGAGUGGCAAUGUUGACCUAAGGUUACAGAAAUUAAGAAAUGCACUAAGCAUAUUAGGCAAUAAGAGAUCUCUUCAGCCAACUAUUGCUACUAAAAGCUCUUCCACCAUAAAAGACGAUUCAGUCUUUUCGUCAUUUUUGUCACAAGGGAUGCUGUUUCCGCCAAAUGCUAAAUCGAAAAUACCGCAUAUGGUUGCAAACAAACCACAUCAACUAGUUGCCAAUGGUAUGCUACGUGGUCCCAUGAAAAUACGAGAUGUUACAGGUGCCAAACAGGAGCUCGAUGUCAUUCAAGGAAGCUCCUUGCCUGAUAAUCACAGUCCCAGCCUUCAGAAUAGCUCUGCUAAUGUAUCAUAUGUUUUAARUCAAGUUUCUCCAACCGUUUCUGCAAGCGUGCCUGCAACGACGAUCAAACGCUCAGCGAGGUACAAAUGGUAUGCUCCAGAGUCUGGUAUCAUAGAUAACAAAUAUCAAUGGAACUAUCUUAAGGAAACAAAUUUUCACAGUCCGCAUGAGUUUCAACAGAAAAUUAAGGCUGAUAUCCCUCAGCAGCAAAUGACAACACAACCUCCUACGCAGCCGGCUACGUUGGUACAGCAACAACGUGAACAAACUAGUCAACAACCAACUUCUCCGCCACAGCAACCAGCGGGAGUUACUCAACAACCAAUGGAGGGUUCAGCCGCGGACUUAACUCAACAGCAGCAGACUUCACCACAGCAACCGACGGGAGCUACUCAACAACCAGUGGAAGGUUCUGCAGCAGAAUUUGCUCAACAACAACAGCAGCAGCUGCAACAACAGCAACAAGAUGUCCCAUCAACACCUUAUGCAGCCUCUUACUUGUCGGCAGGACAUCCGGAGACGACACCCUCUGGUCAGCAGCUUAGUCCUAGCACCCAAUCUCCACAGCAACAGCAACAACAACAAGAACAACAACAAGAACAACAGCAGCAACAACAACAGCAACAAGCUCUUCCUUCUUCACAACCACCCACAUCCAUGAAUGCUCCACAACAAAAUACACUCUCAAGUCAACAGACAGCUAACACCACUUACCAACAGCAACCAACGAUGACUACAUUAUCACAACAACAAACCACAGCAAACAACCCACCACCUACCAACUCAACUUACCAACAACAACCAACAGCCAGCUCACAACAAGUGACCAACUCACAAACGACUCAGCAAAAUCAACAACAGCAGACUUCAYCAACGACAGCAUCUCCGCAGCAAAGAGAUACUACACCCCAAGCCGAGGGUAGYGGUAUCAUCUUACUUACGAGYCCAACAGCUGCGGCAACUGUAGCCAAACAAGUUCUACAACAUAGUAACUUCACAAGACAAAGUUAUAGUGCGCCGGCUUAUAACUACAGUACCUAUGAGAAGCUAUAUAAACAAGCGGUUGAAGCGGCAUAUGCGCAAGCAGAACAGCAGAAACAACAGAAACAACAGAAACAUCAAGAGGCGCCUUUGCGAUCAACUGAACAACAACAGCCGCAAACGCAGCAACAGCAGCAGCAGUCGCAACAGCAGCUAUCACAACAGCAACCUCAGUCACAUCAACAACAACAGCAG
Exaiptasia diaphana is the source of this 2472-nucleotide messenger RNA. Its product is annotated as putative mediator of RNA polymerase II transcription subunit 12. The annotation marks the transcript as partial. NCBI's taxonomy places the organism in Eukaryota, Metazoa, Cnidaria, Anthozoa, Actiniaria, Aiptasiidae. The transcript has a single exon. The record is from RefSeq and is a predicted model, not a curated record.